Messenger RNA from Corythoichthys intestinalis (scribbled pipefish), 6351 nucleotides. It is a transcript of the gene sack1b, whose product is annotated as family with sequence similarity 83 member B. Gene Ontology annotation, cellular component: cytoplasm; membrane. The record is from RefSeq and is a predicted model, not a curated record. Gene Ontology annotation, biological process: signal transduction. The coding region runs from base 132 to 2867 and encodes 911 amino acids. NCBI's taxonomy places the organism in Eukaryota, Metazoa, Chordata, Actinopteri, Syngnathiformes, Syngnathidae. Gene Ontology annotation, molecular function: protein kinase binding. The transcript has 5 exons.
CGGCCAUUUACAUGUCAAAACUGGAACUCACACCCUCUGCCAGAACACAGCUUAUCAUGCUGAGACACCUCCUUGCUCUGUGCCUUCUAGCUGGGGGACAGUAGCGUCCUCAACAAUUCAACACAUUUAAAAUGCAGUUGCCUUUGUAUAAACCUCAUUGGGAUAUGUUUGGAAGCAGUCAGAAGGAUUUUCAUAAGUCAAAUAUCCAAGGGAGGAUGACUGAAACAAUAGACUCGUCCCAAUUUUCUUCGCUGUCAUCUUUAAGGGGAGAACAUGUAUCAGGGGAUUUUGUUCAUGCCCACUACAAGGAGGCGUAUCGUCUAGCCAUUGAUUGUCUGCUGAGCGGGGGCAGAGACAGUUACGCAGAUUUCAUCAAAGAAGAACACAUUGGAAGUUUCCUGUCCGAGGAGGAGCUUCUCUUCAUCACGUCAAAUGCAAAAGAGUUACCACCCCAGACCCAGGCAGAGGAAAUCAAUACUCCUUCUGACAGCCAAUCAUCCUCCGGGACGUAUUGGCCUGUCCUCUCAGAUUUGGACGCUCCCACUUUGGAAUUGGGAUGGCCUGAAGUCAUGCAUGAACAUCUCCAGACCAAUAUAGAUCUUCUCUAUCAUCCCCCACGACAAAACAGCCCAACCAUUAAAGACGUGAUUGUGAAACACAUCCGGGAUGCGAGACAGGUCAUUGCCAUAGUGAUGGAUAUGUUCACAGAUGUCGAUAUAUUGAAAGAAACUGCUGACGCUUCCAUUCGCGGAGUUCCUGUAUAUGUACUUUUGGAUGAUUACCACUUGAAAGAUUUUCUCACAGCAGCUAUGAAUCAAGAUGUAAAUCUACAGCAACUCCGUAACAUGAGGGUUCGCACUGUGAAAGGUGAAGAUUAUCUGUGUCGUUCUGGGACUAAAUUUCAUGGAGCAAUGGAGCAGAAAUUUAUCUUGGUCGACUGCCACACAGUGAUUUAUGGCUCCUACAGAUUUACAUGGUCAUGUACAAAGAUCAAUUUGAGCAUGGUGCAGGUUAUCACCGGCCAUUUGGUGAGGACUUACGAUGAGGAGUUCCGAACACUGUACGCCAGGUCGACUGUGCCAGCCGAGUUGAGCCAACCAGAUAAUCCUCUCCCCUCUAAUGGGCCACACAAAUUGCUGGGCUGGCCAAAAUAUUCGCUUCAUUCCACGCAAACGAUUGAUCGUCGUGAUCAGUUGAGGCACACGUUGGACUCGGUCUACAGGAAGACUUGUGAGAGGAAUCUAUAUGCCAGAGAUUACAAUGAUAAUCAUUUUGUGCCUUUGAGUGAGCAUGAGAUUGGUUUGCAGAACCACAUGUCCAAAUUUCAGUCGUCAGAGUCGACUAACUACUUAAAAAGGCACAGCUAUGCUGGGGAAAGACAUGAUGAAAAUAUUCCACAAAAUGUCAGAGCCAGAGCAAGCAACUGGAAUAUUUGCCGGGAAACAGGACUUGGGAAAAACAACUAUCCAAUGGAUAAUAAUUACUUAGUGCCACAGAUCUACAGAAGUCAAAAGCUUCGUCAAACAUAUAAUGGCAAUGACAAACAAAUUCUGUCCAUGCAGCAAAACAUGCCAACGCUGGAAAAAACAUCCAAGUCCUUCAUGCGUACAUGGAGGAUCGAGUCGUACCUCCAAAACCCUGACAUGCCGUCUAACGACCCGUCUGACUAUUUGGACCAGUUUGAGCCACCUAACAGCUUCAUGCCGGGAAGAAUGAGGUCUUCUCUUGUUUUUAGGCCGACCGUACCGCCCACCAACACGCCCUCAGUUGGCAGCCGCUCAUCAGCACUUCAUAACCCAAUGCGCUACUCCUCAAUGCAAUGGAAUCCAACGUUAGCGCAAGAGAGCAACAGGCUACAAAUGGAAGAAUUUAUGUUAAAGAGAAAAAGCCUGCAGAUUUUGGAGGAUUACAACACUUCAAAAAACUCAUUACCAUCUUCAUAUUCCAGUUUGGGGAGAGUCAAACGUGGGCAGGUGAUUACAAAUCCAGACAUGCAAACUGACAACUGGCACAAAAGGCACAGCGUAGCAGAUCCAAGAUCCAACACUGUAAACACACAGGAUUCCUCAGGUGCUAUGUACGGAGCUUUUGCUAGGAUGCAAAUAGAUAGAGGCUCUGCCGCAAUCAGCAUGAAGAAUAGUGGCUAUGGUUCCAAUCUUAAUGAGGAUAAGCGAUCUGUGUCUCAAUAUGAUGUCAAGAGCAUGACAGAUACAAAGAGCCCCCGCACUUCCAGUUGGCGGGAGCCUCCGUCCAGAACUCUGUCUGCUGCAAGCCUGAGUGUAGACGCUCCCGAUUUGACGGCUAAAUCCAGCAGAACAGGCUCUCAGCAUUUUCUAAAGAAAAGUACCAAGAGGAUAAAGUCAUUUUUGAACAUACCAGACAAGAAAGAGAAUCGAGUCAGAAGAGAAGAAACACCAAGUGUGACGUCAGAGGACAGCACCGACACUAUCACAGCUGAGGAUGAGAGUGGGGCAGAACAUCAAAAUAGCAACUCAUCCGUCGGGCAUCAGCAGGGCCACGCGGCCGGAGAAAAGUACUCCGAACCAAGAUUCAAGACUGAGGAGCACCGGGACACACCGCCACAUUCUUCCUCUGAAACAACAUCGCAACGUAAGCUCGACGUCGAUGACAAAAAGCCGAGGCCUGACGUUGACGUACUGGGCUGGAGUAAAGACAGAAAAGCUGACAAUCGUCUUUACAGUAGAUUUGAGCCGUUUUGUUCAAUACAAAAGAAACACUCUUCGUACUCUCUGGAGAAAACAAAAAACUCACCUACUGACCACAGCAGAAUGGGAAGAGGCCUUCAUGAAAACAAGUUUGAGAAAUUCUUUCAUAGAGUGGGAAACCUAAUUCAUAAGUCUAAAUAGUGUAGUUCCGCACAUUUCUUAUUGUUUAUGGCACAUUUGAACUGGUAUCAAUUUCACGAUGGUUAAAGUGCUUAGCAGAUGCACCUCAAAUCUGGGUUCUAAUGGGGUUUGCAUGUGUGGGUGGUUACCAAAUAAUCCGCUUUCCUCCCAUAUUCUUGAAAAGGCAUAAUCAAAGGUCCAUAAUUUUUCUGUAAGUGUGGAUAUGAGUGUGAACGUUAUUUUUCCUUUGCCGCAAUGGACCUAUCGCAAAGCCCCACCCCUUGUAAAACUCGGUCAACCCAAGGCUCUGUCAAAUUCUCUCAGUGACAGUGAUUAAGUAAACAAAUGAUUUAGGAAUGCAGUGGAGCGAUAUGUCCAUGGUAUUAAACUUUACAGAGAGCAGACCUUUAACUAUAAUCGAGACAAAAUGCUACCACUCGCAACUUAAAAAUGAGAUCCACACAGCCUCAGUGUUUUUCAACCGGUGUGCCGCGGCACACUAGUGUGCCGUGAGAGAUCGUCAGGUAUGCCGCGAGAAAUGAUCCGUUAUCGCAUUUUUAUUUUAUUUUUUUUAACGUCAUUGGGUAGAGUUACAGUAGGAAGGAAGGAGGAGGUUGAAAGUUGCGGUUGUGUGCAGAUAGCGAGAAAUUGCAUUUGUAGCGUUCAAUAACUGCUCGGAUUUCUAGCCAUCAGCUACCUUGCUGUCUGGUGUGGACCCCAGCAUGUCUACUGUGCACCAUUUGAUUAGACUCGUCAAGAGUCAGUAUUCACAAAAGUGUCCUUUUCAUUUUAUCCAAAUGUGAUGACAGUCAAUCCUCCCCUUGUGUUUUAUUCCCACACAUUGUCAAGGGCAGCAAGGUGGCUGACGGCUAGAAAUCAGAGCAGUUCUUGAACGCGACACGAGCAGCUAAACGUCAUCCCCAAAUGAAACACCCGUCGCUUCAAAUAAGUCGGACUAUUUGACUAUUUUGUUUGCCUUUGUGAAAAGUUACCUUGUUGCUAAACUUGUUGCUGAAUCCAAAGUCCAACACUGUGGCAGAGACCUUAAUACUACCUGCCUGCAAAGCUACUGUCAGCAAGCAGCUCUUGCCCUCCUGAUGCGGUUAAAGACAUUGCUAAAGUCCCCAUGUAUGAUAUUUCUGAGCUUUUCAACCCUAACUGCUAUAAAAAAUAAAAACAGAGACUGAGAGGUGUUGAUGAACAUUCCUGCCUGGAUAUCAGCUUUGGGUUCAUCUGAACAGCUCAAGUUUCACACUGAGUAUGUAUAAAUAUUGAGGAACUAUUAUAUACAUAAAUAUACUGUACAUACCCUGUAAAGUAAUUUUGGAACGCUUUUGGUUUGUGGUGUGCCGCCAGAUUUUUUCCGAUGUAAAAAUGUGCCUUGACUCAGAAAAGGUUGAAAAACACUGAUCUAGCUAUAACAUUAUCUACUUAGUAACGUUAUGUCAUGUGUCCUGUCAGAUUUUUCUCGCGAAGCUUUUGUGGUGAUGAAUAAGCAGUCUUUUACAUUCAGUUGGAUUCUCAAUAUUAUCCCAAGGUGCUAAAUAAAGAACUUACAUCAUAAACAUACAUGUGCAACAUGAAUACGACGUAGGUAAAUGCUCAAUGUUGAGAGAGCGGUGUGCAUUCAAGUGAUGCAGAAGUUUCCUUCGUGUGCAUCCGUGAGGAAAUGUAAGUACAUCUUCCUUUUUUAUUGAAAGUUUGUGGUGUUUACUUUCGACUUUCAGUGCUAGGGUCUUGUCAGUUUAGAUUAGCUAUAUUUUAUUCUAUUUGUGUAGUGACAGGCUAGUAAACAAGUAGGCAGUCAAUGUUAGUAAACUAAUGUUAAUAGGUAAGUCUACGUUUUUACUACAUCCUGUAUACAAUUUUUAAUAAUAAUAAGUAAUAAUACUUUUUUUUUUUUCUUCAACAAAUCAAUCAUUAACUUACCUUUGAGCAAGCAUAGGUGUCCUUGGGUGACUGUCCUGACAUUCAGUUGUUUAUGUGGUUGACUACAAGGCCUUAUCCAUAUCAUGCAUUUGGAGAGCCUUCUUUUAAGCUUUGAUUGGGUGACCAAACGCCCUCUUUUGCCCGGACGAGUCCUCGUUUCACAUCCUCUCCGUAGCGUCCGGCCGGGUUUUAUAAAUUCAUUAAAAUGUUCGGUUUUCAUGAUUUUUCACGGGACCAAUUUGAAGAGAAUCCCUCCGGCCGCUGGAGGGGCAACGCCUGUCUGCGUUGAUGUGGCUCCUACUAGUAGGGAGGGAAGGUUCUUUUUGUUUUUGUUGGCAGUUUACCCCUUGUAUCCUGGCGCAUUACCGCCAUCUACUGGGUUGACGGUUUGGCAAGAGAUCAGGCAGUUAGUUGCCUGUGACCUGUUCCCAGAGUGCCUGCCCAGUUAUUAAUUUUUUUACGAUUAAUACGGAGCUUUGGAGUUUUGUCGGAGCUUUGUACUGGCGCUAUUUGUAAAAUCCCAUUUGGUGUAGCAUCGUUGUGCUUCCGAUGAUUGUAAACUUUUAUAGCAAAGUUUGAUUUUGCCGCGGCACUUACUAAUUGGGUAGCCAUCAGUGAGCUAAGCCGCACUAGGCAUUAUAAGAAAUGUAGUUAUGAACUGCUGCGUUUGGAAACAUGCUGGUUAAUUAGUUUGUCAGUUUAUUUCGGUUAUUGUUUGCGUGCACUCUAGAACAUUGAAUGAAAUUAACAAUUGAGUGGGAAUAACAAUUUGUCAGUGACAAUUGUCGUGAUAAUAAUUUAUAAAAAUGUUUAGUUGGCACAGAGCCCACUGUGUGUGUGUAUUGACUGGACUACAUUUCCAUGGGUCUGCAUUGUAUCAUUAUUAUUUUUCAAUCAUUAUUAUUAUUUUUAUAAAGCAGAAUUUUUCUACCCAGACGGAGGAGGCACACUUUAAAUAUAUUAAAGUGAUAUAGGUCUCUUUGAGUGAACUUCGAGUAAAAUUCAAGUAUCUUGAGGACGGGCCGAGUGUCCUCUUUCUUGGAAAUCAAAAUAUGGUCACCCUAAGCUAUGAAAAAGACACAAAAAAAUUCCUCCCCCCUAAUCUUUCAGGGUCGAAAUUACAGGUACCCCUUGCACAGCAUUAAACCAUCAGGUUUUUGCUGUUUUAAGGUUAGAAAAAAGAUGUUUUAAGUCACGACCACAUAGUAUUCCUAUGCAACAAUACGGCUUGAUGACCGACUUUUGUGAUUGAAGGGCGUGGUUUUGCGAUUGGUCCAUUGGUUGGUGACCAUAUCAAUCUGAUGUCAAUUGAGAUUGGCUUCAGUUAACCUGUAACUGUAAUGAGGCUCAGGGGAAUCAAAAACGGAUGGAUGAAUUGGCAUUUUAUCGCCAGACAGACUGAUCAACGCUCACAAUUACUGUGUACAUGAUGCAAAAGUGUUCACAUUCAAGUAAUUGCAUCAAAAUGUGCACAUCACACAGACACAGCAGUUUCACCCUCGCUAUAACAACGUCACCUUUUUUUUUUUUUUUUUUUUAAAUUAAGGUCUUUACUUUGUUUACAUUGCCCACACAA